Molecule: messenger RNA, 2189 nt
Organism: Paramacrobiotus metropolitanus
Lineage: Eukaryota; Metazoa; Tardigrada; Eutardigrada; Parachela; Macrobiotidae
Product: differentially expressed in FDCP 8 homolog A-like
Exons: 2
Coding region: 298-1842 (514 amino acids)
Source: RefSeq, a predicted model, not a curated record
AUGCGUGUUACAAAAAAUUUUACUUGUUAUUUUUACUGUAGCGUUUACAAAAAUUAUGUUUUAAUUAUCAGUUUUUAUUGUGUGCACUGUAUCAGUAAUUUUGAUAGGUGAUAUUCGUUCUUUGAAAUUUUGUGCUUGCUGUUUUAUAUACUAUCGUGUGCACGUUUUAUUAUUCUGCAUACAUUCAUAAAGUCAAUUAAGAGCCUAAGUCGGACCAGGAUAGCAGCGGUGUUGAGCGCUGUAGCGCAUGUGUAUGGAGAUCUUCGGUCCGUGAAAUCGCAGAGCACUGAAGACUGAAUGGAUCUUUCUCCAUCAGACAGUCAGAGCUGUUCCAGCCUGACGGCGGGCUCUAGCUCCGGAGCGGACUCUCCGGACACGGCCCCCUCCCCAGUGGCCACCUUUCCCGCCAACCACAGCAUCGACAGCGUAAUGGCCGAAGCCUGUGCCGAAGUGGAUUCGCCCUCCCACUCCGCCUCCAGGGCGGACGACCUCACAUUCGUCGCCCAGGUGAGGGAGCUCUCCGUCGACUCCCUCAUGGAGUUCGCCCGGCCUUUCCUGAAGAGCCAGGCGUCCACGGUGUCAGUGCGUACGCUCACCGACGCAGAUAACGAUGCGGCCCCCGAGGGUGGGCAGGACGGAGACGCCUUUGGUCCUCUCGUGGAAGACUAUUUUCAGGGGGGUGCCACCGCAUCCGAACUGGGCCCGGAGGCUGCUCGGCAAGAAGUGGAGAAGGCUAUCGAUGUGCUGAAAGAACGCAUCCUGCGUCUGUCGCCUGACAGCCCCCUCGAGCAGGAGCAGCGCGCGCAGAUGGUGCAGGAGUUGAUCAUGUUGCGUCUGCGUAUCCAGGAGAUGGAGGAAGCCGCUGAGGUAGGCGGGGGCUCGGCCACCAUCGGCGCCCUGGGGCAUCAGCUGAAGAAGGUGCCGCUGCUGCAGGCCAUGCGCCAGAAGAAGGAACGGCUGGGCGCCCACUGUGAGGUCUGCGGCCAGAUGAUGAUUCUCACCAGCAGCCAGCUGCAGUGCAUACGCUGCGGUUACUGCUGUCAUCGGCGCUGUAUCGGGACCAUUGCACGCUCAUGCGUCGCCGAUGAAGCGGAGAAACAGUCGGGUUUCAUCUUGGAUAUCUGCCCAGAGAAGGGGUUGGAGCAGCAGAACUAUGCCUGCGCGGAAUGCCGCAAACCUUUCCCGAUGGACAAUCCCGGGGUGUGGGAGAGCAGUAUCCGCGUGUGCGACUACAACGGCGCUUACUACUGCACAAUCUGCCACCGCAACGACCAGGCCGUCAACCCUGCGCGGGCCGUCAAGAACUGGGAUUUGUCGGGGCAGCCGGUGUGCCGCGCCAGUCAGCAGCUUCUCUCCCUCCUGCACUACCAACCGCUGAUUCGCCUGCUAGAUGUCAACCGGGAAUUGGCGUUGCACGUGGAGGAAUUGGCCUACGUGGAACAACUGCGGCCGCGGUUGACCAUCCUGCACCGGAUGAUGCUGGACUGCCAACAGGCGCCGCAGAUUGCUCUCCUGCGUCUGCUGCCCAGCCACCGCAAACACCUUAUGUUCGCUACCGGCUUGUACUCCCUCCAGGACCUUCUGGAUAUUCAGCGCGGGGUGCUGGCGCGUCAUCUAGACGCUUUUUAUAAACAGCUGGAGGCGCACGUCCGUCUCAGCUGUCCAUCGUGUGGACAACUCAGCCAGGUGUGCGUCUAUUGCUGGCAGACGGAGGAUAAGCUAUACGCUUUCCAGGAGCAUGUCACUGGCUGCGCCGGCUGUGGCGCUCUGGCCCAUCGCAGUUGUGCGCGGAUUGGCGCAGAGACGGCUCGCCAGUGCCCCAACUGCCGACCACCGAAUUAGCUCUGAAGGCAUGCACGAUAACAUGACGAUGUGCAGUGAUGGUCGUUAAAUGCAAGUUAACCAUAAUUUGAACCUUUUUGCCGAUGAAAUACUCAGUUCAGUAAUCCAUUUGUAAUCCUUCAACGUUAACCCGCCUUUUGUGGACCAGGCUCUCGUUGCUCAUUUUGCAUCUGUUUUCUUUCUGUCAUAUUGAAUGUCUUUCUAAAUCGUUGCUUUCUAUGUUAACUCGCAGAGUUGCUGAUUAAUCGAGUUGAUUUUAUUUCAGGCGUUUUAACCUUUUAAAAAAUGAGGAUUGUAGGGAGUGCAAAAAGAAUUGAGCUACGUAGUAAAACUUAAGUUGUUAUCUC